This is a messenger RNA of Hippocampus comes (tiger tail seahorse), 936 nucleotides long. RefSeq lists its product as uncharacterized. The transcript has 8 exons. Bases 218 to 826 code for a protein of 202 amino acids. NCBI's taxonomy places the organism in Eukaryota, Metazoa, Chordata, Actinopteri, Syngnathiformes, Syngnathidae. The record is from RefSeq and is a predicted model, not a curated record.
GAAAGUCCUCCAUGGCGCUUGUGGUGGAGCAGUACUUGGGCCACGACUGAUAUCGUUUCACAGGAUCACAAAGACGUUUGCCCUGCAGCCUGUCUCAGCGAAUUGGACCAGGAUCAGAACGCCAUCCACCGCCGCAGAUAGUGAGGAAAAGACCACGAGCACACCAGGUGUCACGAGAAGCACGGCCAGCUGGCACGCUCUUGGGCCCACGGUGUGUAUGCCAUACGCGCCGGGGAGGAGGAAGGUCACGGGGGUCACGGGGAGUGCACGUCGCCGAGAGGAAGGCAAAGUAAUCUCCGAGAUGGCUGGCAACUUCCUGCCUCGCCCGCUGCUGCGCCUUCGGUGGAGAAUUGGAUCAGGAUUCGUCCGCUCAUUUGAAGGCUUCCUACGAACUGUGGAAGGGGGAGGAGGACCAUCGACGGGACUUCUCGUCGCUGCUCCUUCAUGGCUACAAAAUGGUGUGCUUCCAGCCCCAUACACGCCCCUUCUUCACGUCCUACCUCCUUGCCUGGGAACGGAAGCCCUGAGCCCGGCGGAGAAAACAAGCAGACAAUCAGCCCCGCAUCCCCUGACCCAGACGCCUCAACCCCUGAGUGACAUCAGCCUCCUGCAAGUGAAGCAAUGGCUGGAAGCACGUCACAGCCCCUCGAGAGGUCGCACGGGCGAAACUGUAGCGCUGAUAGAUGAUCACGAAGCUUGCUGCGAGUCGGAGUUGGCAUCCGCGAUCGCUCUUCUGGUGGAACACAAUUGUCCCGGAGUUCACCGCUUAACAGUUUGUGCAAAACCUCCGUGUGUCCAGAUCUUUAAAUGGCCUCGCAACACCUGACCUCUCCGAGCUCCUCUGCCCCUGCACACCUGCCUCAGGUCUGCGGACCAGACAUGAUUAGAGGUACCAAGAAGUAAGAGGAGGCUCAAAGGGGACCGACCGAGCCUUUU